UCUUUCAACAACACUUGUCGUGGAAACACCUUUGAAGAUUUGUACUGUUUUGCUCCAUAUGUAUCCGCGUGUACGCUAUCAAAAACAGUGAAAACUACUUGAACCAGAGACCAGACACCAGAUUUAUUAUAUUUCAACACUCGCAUUCAUCAUCGAUCCCCCAACUCCUCCCAUGUGCGAUUCGUGUUACGAAACAUUCGAUCGAAUAUAGAAUAAUUUCGAGGAAAAGUUCAAUUUACUCGAUUUCGGUUUUUUAUGAGACGAGAGGAAAGUGAGGGAAAAGUGAAGCUAAUCUGUUGUUGUGUUGAAUGGAUGUUUUAAUUGGUGCGAGUUGGAGAUCGUUACUAUUGCUGCUGAUUCGAGUGACGGUGAACGUUUGAAGCUGAUUUUGAACGCGUUGACGCAGACAGAUCGAGGCAAGUGUGCAUGUUUGCAGAGAUUGAUACCCACCUCCGGGGGUUAAGCAGCUGAUUGCAGCAAAGCAAAAAAUCGCGUUUGGCCACCCGUUAGUAUCCUGUUUUCGGAAAGCUAGGUCCUUCAUGUGGAAUAAUUCUGAAAGUGGCAGUAGCUAAGUUUUCCGAAAAACAGAUUUAACAUUCGAAAGAGAGAAAUUUUGAACAAAGUCAACCUUCCAAAGUAAACACAAACGACGACUAAAAGAAGUACAAGUGCUUUAAGUGAGUGAAGAAGCAAUAGACAAAGGCAAAUUGAAUACAUCAGAUUUCCUUGAACUGACGAAAAACGUAUGUGUGUGUGUGUGCAACAAUUUCGACAAAAGAGAGAGAACAAAAGUCAACGGACGGAAAAUAAAAACUUUUUUGAGCCAUUUCACUCUAAUCAACGAUAAUUCAAAUCAAUAGUUAGUUGCAACAGUGCAUGCAAGAAGAAAUUGUGUACAAUAGGAGAGUAUAUAGUAGUGUGGGGCAAACUGAACUCGAAACUUGAAAGGAGGAAAAAAAACUGAGGCACUGAACCGAAUUUUGCUUCCCCUCCUCACGGGCCGCAUCGUCACUACUAUCUUUCGGACGAACCCGCACGUGUGUGGCGCAAAAAAAAAGUAAGUGUAAUUGUGAAAGUACCCUAAACCGUCGAGCAUCGCGACGACGAAGACGGGAAAGACUUUGACGAGUGUAGAAGUGCGGAAAGAAAAGAAAAAGUAACCGCACGUCAGCAACUGCAGCAACAACAACAACUACUACGACUACGGGGACUCGGUGAAUGAAUUCAGCGAAGAGGAAAAAAAAUCUUUGGCGAAGAAAGCAAAGGAAAACGGAAAAAAUAGUGUUUGAAGUCGUAGCGAAUUUAAUGCAUGGAAAACGUCUAUAACAGUAUUGGAAAUUGUUUCGUGCGGGAGCGAAAUUGGAAAAAUUAAUUAACCCACCCCAGUGAUAAUCGGCUGUGCAGAAAUAUUUAAUUUUUUUCUACAUUGUUAAUUUUAAAAAAUCGUUUGAAACAAAAGGAGAAGGUUGAUAAACUACACCGAAAGGAGAAAAAACGGAACCACUGCUGAAGUAAAUAACUCACAGAAAAGCAAAGACGAAGCCAUAUUAGAUAGCCAACCUUACGAUAAAGCAAUCAAAAACUAGAGUACAUACGUAUUAUAGCUGUACUGCAGCCCAGCAAGGUGUUUGCUCGUGGAGAAUAGCUAGCAAGCAAGCAGAAACAUGUCUUCAGUAAGUACCCCGACUGGUGAAUCAGCCCGGCUGGUCACCCUAGCAGUAGUAGUUGCCAAGACGGAGGAGGAGGCGCCAGCAGUCACGGCUGUGGAGCCAACCAGCGUGGCAAAUAGCAGUGGUAAUGCAAGAAUUGUUGAAAAGGUGGAAACCGCCACUAUGACUGAUAUGCUUCCUAUGGAAAAAGAAGAAAGUGAAAGUGCUGCUCAGAGCAGCAAACCCGCAGCCACGGGCAUUGUCGAGGAGGCAAAGAAAUGCUCCGAAAAACCCCAACAGCCAUCGACCGAAAAUCGGUGCACAACGGUUGCACUCAUCAUGAAGAGUGAAACAAUUAUCAAAGAAACCAUUCAGGAGAUUGAGGGACUAGAACUGGACGAUACCGUCGAUGCGGAAGAACCUGACACACUGUCACCAUUGAUGACCGAUAAUCACACAUUUCUGCAACAUCAGGAGUCACUGCGUGAGGAUCCGACAUCGCAGCAUCACUAUCACCAUCAUCAUCACCAUCACGGACACGAUGAGAUUCACGAUUACGAUCUAGAUGAUGACGAAGAGGAAGAUGACGAGCUGUACAUGGAGGAUGGUGACCACAUGGGCCCAGCGCAACCAACGGUAAAUAUGUCACAUUCGGAAACGAAGGAUUCGAUUAGUUCUAUCGACAGCGACGUAUCGUUGUCGUUCGAUAGAAGAAAUUCCACAGAAUCACAGAAUCCUCCAGAAGAUGUCGGAGCUGGCUCGUCCGAUGAUGCUGCCAAGGAUUCCGGCUGCGAAAUCACUAAGAAAUUGGACGAAAAUGCCGAACCCAAUGAGGACGAAGCCUUCGAAGUUCCCGACGAUGACAUGUGCGAGAAGAUCGUCGAACAGGUAGAGUUCUACUUCUCCAACGAUAACAUCCUGAAGGAUGCCUUCCUGUUGAAACACGUUCGUCGCAAUAAGGAAGGAUUCGUCAGCUUGAAGUUGGUUUCAAGCUUCAAGCGUGUUCGUCAGUUGACGAAAGAUUGGCGCGUCGUUGGCGAUGCCAUCAAACGUAAAAGCGUUAAAAUCGAACUCAAUGAUUUGGGAACGAAGAUCCGAAGACUGGAAGCGCUUCCGGUGUAUGACGAAACGACCCCAUCCCGUACGGUCGUAGCAACAGGGCUGCCAUACGACAAAUAUACAGUGGAAAAAGUCUCCGAACUUUUCUCGAAAUGCGGUGAGAUUUCUUUGAUCCGUAUCCUACGUCCAGGUGGUCCCAUUCCAGCCGAUGUCCGUCAGUUCAUUAACAAACACCCAGAGCUUCAGCAGAACGAAUGUGCUCUGAUCGAGUUUACCGAAUCGUCAUCGGCUCGUCGUGCUCAGAACAUGGACGAGUUCAUCGUUCUGGAACUAGUGGCCCCGAAAAAGAAGACUGGCAAAAAGGCCAACGUAACCAAAUUCGUCGAAAACUACAAAUUCGCUGCCGGUCACGACAUCGAACGUAGCCGCGGAGGUGAAGCAUUUGAUCGCUUCAAGAUGCGACGUGGAUCGACUGGUUUCUAUCCUAAGUCGGAAAUGCAGCAAAUCUAUCAGCAGAUGGUCUCACAGCCACCACCAAUGCACCAUGAGCAGCCACCGAUGCAGCCCCAGAUGAUUCCGCUGCAGGCCCAGCAGCAGCAACCGAUGUUCAUGCCACAAUCGCCACAGCAGAGAAAGUAUUCGUACGGAAAUGAAAACUUUGAUUACUUCAAUCGCCGCGCGAAUUCAUUCUCGAUGGGUAACACCGAUCCAUCGCGCAAGUAUUCCAGCUGCUCGGAAGGAUAUUCUAGCUGUGGUGAAAUGUCACGCCGAACAUCCCAGUGCUCGUCCAUGGCGGACAACAUGUCUCGCCGAGCGUCCAACUGCUCCGAAGUGCCAUCCCGAAGAUCAUCAAACUGUUCCGACUUUUGCUCGUGUUCGCGUCGGGUUUCCCAGUGCUCCGAUGUCUACCGUCGUAUUUCCCAGUGCUCCGAGCACAACACCCGCAAGUUUUCCGUUGGAUCCAAUUACGAUCGUAAAUUUACCAACUCUCCGGAAAUGGUUAUGCCACAGCGUCGCAUUUCCAUGGAAUCAAACUUUGAACGCAAAUUCUCCAAUGGCUCGGUCGGCUACGAGAGCCCCAACAUUUCCCCGAGGAAGUACUCCAAUGGGUUUGAUCCGCUGAGAAAGCUGUCCAACGGUUCCGAGUACUACAACGGUCGACGCAUUUCAACUGACUCGGGCUACGAUCGACGCAUCUCAAUCGACUCGGAAUACUCCACUGGAGGACCACGAUCCCGUUCGAAUAGCGCCGUCCAGAUGCAGUGCCAACAGCAUGGACAGACCACCGAAGCCGUAGUGCGCACCCCGAUUGGACCAGAUGGCAGCAGAGGUUUUGGAUCGAGAACACGACGCGUUGGCCAAAUUGUGCCACCAGCUCAGUAGGGGGGUUCAAGGGGGUGACACACAGGUGACAGGUAAGCGCAGAAAUAGAUAGAAAGAUCCCGUCCCACGCGGCAAAGCACGCAACACGAAUUAGGUUCGGUUAGGCCACAUUUUGCUUCUAAUUUAAGUAUUUCGUCCUUAGUAUUUCGCUUUUACACAAGAUUGAGCGAUCGCGAACGGCAUAGAGCUAGAACCCUGACGACGACAACGACGACGGUUCAGCGGUUCAAGACUUUCACUGUCCCAGUUUUUCUCACGCUCUUCGCGUCGAAUAUGCACCGGCUUCGGACGGUUGCACCAAUCAAUGCAGCAGCCACAGUCUGCAGCAGAGGAAGCGUGAAGAGCGGUGAUCGUGAAUAAUUGCGCAAAGUCAACAAUCGUACCCAACACAGUCGCAGUCAAGUUGAGUCAGAGCGGGUGCCCGGUCAGGUCUGCAGAUAAAAACGUGCUCUCGACGGCUGUCUGUCGAGUGACGUGCGAGCGAGCGGCCGAGCUCGGAGAGCGACCAGCGCAUGCAUGGAGGCGAGGCAGACAGCCUGGCGUGGCACGUGAGCUAGCAAACUCGCCCGCCAAGAGCAAGAGAAAGAGAACAACUCUGCGGAUCUGACUCUGGCGCUGGGUGGCUGACUGACUGUGAGGCUUGUUUUUGUUUUAUUUUGCAUUGCCUCCGGGCGGAAUGAUGAAUGGGCGCCGUUCCGCUGGUACGUACACGUACGAUCGUUGGCUUUGGGCGAGAUUUUGCAGUGUGUUUUGAACCGCGCGAUCCAAGUCAGGCCAAGAGGACCAAGACGGUGCAGGGAUCGGUCGUGUUUGUGGAAUGUGCGGGCGCGAGUGGAGCAUUCUUGCUGGUUUUGAGUUUGUACGAGCGCUGAAAUGAGCGUGUGUGAGUAGCGUGAGCGAUCGCGGUUUGGCGUUUGUGCGUGACGAGAAUCUUGAAAGAUUUCUAUUUUUAUUUAGGUUAGGAUACUUUUUUUCUGUUUUGUUGUUACUCUAUUAUCACCGACCUUGUAUCUCGUGACAUUGUUCAGUUACUUUUUUUUAAACCCCCUCGUAUUUAUUCAUAGUUGUGUUCGGUGCAUCACUAGUUGCUACACAGACGUAGCUCGGUAGGUUAUUUUUUUUUUUCUUUCGAAGGAUACAAGUGCAUCACGAUAUUAGACUCUAGGGCUUAGACGUUAGGAGUGUUCAGCGCCUUCAAGGCAUAUUAACAGAUACAUUGUAACAUUUGAUAGUUGAUUUUAUAUGCUGAUCGAAAAGGUAACUGUCGCUCUACCGAACGGAAACGGUUCAUUUGAAAGGUUGAUCUUCGCGAAGAACUUGGUGGCGCUCAGCAUGGCUACGUGGCAACAAUAUCAACGUACUUCAUCAAUAGACUGCUUGAAAAAAUACCACGAAAUUUGAUUGAGGUCUCUUGAAAUUUCCUCCACAUAAUGACCUUGACCUGUUUUCUCAGCUAACCUCUAAGCCAGCGUUUCUCAAUUUCAUUGCCAAUGUUUGCUAUUUAUGAGCUAU
This is a messenger RNA of Ochlerotatus camptorhynchus, 5603 nucleotides long. It is a transcript of the gene Achl, whose product is annotated as Achilles. Gene Ontology annotation, cellular component: nucleus. The transcript has a single exon. The record is from RefSeq and is a predicted model, not a curated record. Gene Ontology annotation, biological process: RNA processing. Bases 1665 to 4091 code for a protein of 808 amino acids. NCBI's taxonomy places the organism in Eukaryota, Metazoa, Arthropoda, Insecta, Diptera, Culicidae. Gene Ontology annotation, molecular function: mRNA binding.